Messenger RNA from Rhinichthys klamathensis goyatoka, 2339 nucleotides. It is a transcript of the gene dync1i1a, whose product is annotated as cytoplasmic dynein 1 intermediate chain 1. Gene Ontology annotation, molecular function: dynein heavy chain binding; dynein light chain binding. Bases 267 to 2153 code for a protein of 628 amino acids. Gene Ontology annotation, cellular component: cytoplasmic dynein complex. The record is from RefSeq and is a predicted model, not a curated record. The transcript is spliced from 17 exons. Gene Ontology annotation, biological process: transport along microtubule. Lineage: Eukaryota; Metazoa; Chordata; Actinopteri; Cypriniformes; Leuciscidae.
CAUUUGGAGGGUAAAGCGAGGUGGGAUCUGUUAGUUAUCUCGAGGUAGCAAGGCGGUGUUUGAGCAUCUGCCUCUGAAAAAAUGUAGGCCAUUAGCCUUCAAUUUUGCCAACAGCAUCGCUGCAUAUCUUAAUGAUCGUACCAUAAUAUCUCAGACAUGUUUUAAAUCAAGAGUCGUAUUAAAGCUGGUGGCAGAUUGUGUACAUCAGCAGUGAUACAGCAUAUUUACAGUGGACAGCAGCAUCCACACUGGAGCAGCAGGACAAAAUGGCUGAUAAGAGUGACCUAAAAGCCGAACUCGAGCGCAAGAAACAGCGCCUUGCUCAAAUCAGAGAGGAAAAAAAGAGAAAGGAGGAAGAAAAAAAGAAGAAAGAGUCAGAGACUCAACAGAAAGCGGAGGCUGUUCCUGAGGACUCAGACUUGGACCGCAAGCGCAGGGAGACGGAGGCCCUCCUCCAGAGCAUUGGAAUCUCACCCGAACCUCCAUUAGUGCCGAACCCAAUGUCUCCAUCAAAGUCUAUGAGCACCCCCAGCGAGACGGGCAGCCAGGACUCUGUGGAUGGAGCGGCAGCUGGCAGGACCUUGCAGUGGGACACUGACCCCUCUGUUCUUCAACUGCAGGCUGACUCUGAGCUCGGACGCCGAACGCACAGAUUGGGACCUUCUAAGAUAACUCAGGUGGAUUUCCUGCCCAGAGAGCUGGUUUCCUACUGUAAAGAGACUCAGACACCGCUAGCAGCUCAUCAAUCUGAAGAAGAUGAAGAGGAGGAUGAAGAGGUCACAGAACCGAAAGCUGGUGCAGAAACUGACCUGCAGGAAGAGGAAGAAAGCAAGGAAACAAAAGAAGGCCACCCGCGGGAGCUGACGGAGGAAGAGAAACAGCAGGUUCUGCACUCGGAGGAGUUCCUCAUCUUCUUUGACCGCAGUAUUCGUGUGAUGGAGAGAGCUUUAGCUGAGGACUCCAACGUCUUCUUCGACUACAGCGGACGAGACUUGGAGGAUAAAGAGGGAGAUCUGCAGGGCGGCUCCAGUCUCUCUCUCAAUCGUCUGUUCUAUGAUGAGCACUGGUCAAAGCAUCGGGUCAUCACCUGUCUGGACUGGUCCCCUCAGUACCCUGAGCUCUUGGUGGCCUCCUACAACAACAAUGAAGACGCUCCUCAUGAGCCAGACGGUGUGGCUUUGGUGUGGAAUAUGAAAUUCAAGAAGACCACACCAGAGUACAUCUACCACUGCCAGUCUCCAGUGGUGUCGGUGGGUUUUGCCCGGUUUCAUCCUAACCUGUUGGUGGGCGGCACAUAUUCGGGGCAGAUUGUUCUCUGGGACAACAGAAGUCACAGAAGAACACCGGUUCAGAGGACUCCCCUGUCCGCCGCAGCGCAUACACACCCAGUGUACUGCGUCAAUGUGGUCGGCACCCAGAACGCCAACAACCUGAUCACUGUGUCCACAGAUGGACGUAUGUGUUCCUGGAGCCUGGAUAUGCUGUCGCAGCCUCAGGAGAGCAUGGAGCUUGUUUAUAACAAGUCUAAGCCAGUGGCUGUGACUGGGAUGGCCUUUCCCACUGGAGACGUCAAUAAUUAUAUAGUUGGCAGUGAGGAGGGGACAGUGUAUACAGCGUCCAGACACGGCAGUAAAGCUGGUAUAUGUGAGAUGUUUGAGGGCCAUCAGGGGCCAGUGACAGGCAUCAGUUGUCACAGUGCUGUGGGCCCUGCUGAUUUCUCACACCUCUUUGUCACCUCUUCUUUCGACUGGACUGUCAAAUUGUGGAGCACAAAGCAAAACAAGCCGCUGUACUCGUUUGAGGAUAAUGCAGACUAUGUCUACGAUGUGAUGUGGUCACCCGUGCACCCCUCGCUCUUCGCCGCCGUGGACGGCAUGGGUCGUCUGGAUCUGUGGAACUUGAACAACGACACUGAGGUUCCCAGUGCCAGCGUGACCAUCGAGGGCUCCCCCGCUCUGAACCGCGUGCGCUGGGCCGCAGGGGGCAAAGAGGUCGCAGUGGGAGACUCCGAGGGCCGCGUGUGGAUAUACGACGUUGGAGAGCUGGCCGUGCCCCACAGUGAGGACUGGACCCACUUCGGACACACACUGAUGGAGAUCCGUGCCAACCGUGGGGAUGGUGAGGAGGAGGGGCCUGGGGAACUGACCACGUAAACACGGGAUCAGCGCCAUCACAAACCCAGACUGAGCCUGAUGUAACACACAAUUAGCAUGUCCACUAGUACUGUGCUGUUUACUGUUUCUCCGAAGGGACCGUUUACCCAAAUAAUGAAAAAUGUUGCAUUGUUUACUAGGGUUGGGUAACAAUACUGCAUACCCUACCUCGCAGCUCAUUGCUCA